AGAAAGACAGACGCAUGCACCAGGAAUCGAUUCGCUCUCAGCGUCAACCAUGGCCGGGCUGCCUCGCUUCGUGGGUCCCCUCGUCGUGCUCCUGCUCCUCGUCUCCCCCGCCCAGCCCACCCCCUACAGCGACAACCUCCAGGACGCGUGCAACAAGACGUUGUUCCCCAAAGUUUGCAUCCAGUCGCUGACGACCAACCCGGAGACCCGGACAGCGGACGCGCGCCGGCUGGCGGAGCUGUCCGUGUACGUGGCCAAGGAGGUGGGCACGACGGUGGCAGCGUUCGCUCACCACGAGCUCAACGGUAUCAAGGAUGACAACCUGUUCAAGUGCCUUGACGGCUGCUCCGACGACACUGAAGAGACAGUGGCGCACCUGAGCGCCCUCACCCGCGAGCCCACCAACGCCAAGUUCCUCGAGGUCAAGUCCUGGCUCUCCGCCACGCUGGGCGGCUCGUCCACCUGCGAGGAGAGCUGCAAGGACGCGCCCAUCAGCGAUGUCAAGAACGCCGUCGUAACCAAGAGCCUCGAGUUCGAGAAGCUGCUCCGCGUCACGCUAGACCUCAUCACCGAGGCGUCUGGAUCCAUGUCCGGCGACGUCGCCAUGCCGCCCACGGCGUGGGACGCCAGCGCUCCAGGAUCAUACGGCGCCAGCGCACCUGAGUCGUCCGAGAGUGUCAGCGCUCCGGGCUCCUCCGGCUCCAGCGCACCUGAGUCAUCUGACAGUGCCAGCGCGCCGGGCUCCUCCGGCUCCAGCGCAUCUGAUUCAUCUGACAGUGCCAGCGCGCCGGGCUCCUCCGGCUCCAGCGCACCUGAGUCAUCUGACAGUGCCAGCGCGCCGGGCUCCAGCGCACCCGAGUCGUCUGACAGUGCCAGUGCCCCGGGCUCCUCCGGCUCCAGUGCACCGGAUGCCGACGCACCAUCCAGUGAUGCGCCAGCGCCCUCGAAGGCAUCAACUUCCGAGGGACCAUCAGCUGACGCACCGUCCCCCUCCUAUGGUGCCGCCAGCGGGCCAACUGCCAAUGCACCGUCGUCAUCCUCGGACGCACCAACCUCCGAUGCACCGUCAGCCGACGCGCCGGCCCCCUCCUAUGGCGCCGCCAGCGGGCCAACUGCCAAUGCACCUUCGUCAUCGUCAUCAGACGCGGACGCGCCAUCUUCUGGGGCUGCCGACGCACCAUCAUAUGGUUCUGCCGGCGCACCAUCCCCGUCCGGCGCCGGUGCUCCUGAUGCAGAUUCGACGGAAUGAGAAACACGCACCCUGCAGUUGAUGCUUUCCUGCCUAGGCUGAAGUUUUUUGGUAUCGUGGGAUUCUAGAUUCUACCCGUUCUCUCGUGUUGCUGUGCACGCGAGAAGAUGCUGAUGCACUUGUGGUUUUAGGAUGUGUUUUGUUGAGGAAUCAAGUAGGAUCGAUGAAAUGUCAUGGUACAACUUCAAUGCAAUGGGUCGUUUU
This is a messenger RNA of Hordeum vulgare subsp. vulgare (domesticated barley), 1453 nucleotides long. Its product is annotated as flocculation protein FLO11-like. Gene Ontology annotation, biological process: negative regulation of catalytic activity. NCBI's taxonomy places the organism in Eukaryota, Viridiplantae, Streptophyta, Magnoliopsida, Poales, Poaceae. The record is from RefSeq and is a predicted model, not a curated record. Gene Ontology annotation, molecular function: enzyme inhibitor activity. Bases 50 to 1249 code for a protein of 399 amino acids. The transcript has a single exon.